Paramecium pentaurelia is the source of this 1098-nucleotide messenger RNA. The record is from the annotation of a GenBank genome assembly. NCBI's taxonomy places the organism in Eukaryota, Ciliophora, Oligohymenophorea, Peniculida, Parameciidae.
AUGGGUGCAACAUGUAGUAAUACUUGCUGUACUAAUGAUUAAGAAAUCACUAGUAAGGGGGGUAAUGAUAAAUAAGAGGUUGUAUUAUCAAAAAACAAAUCAUUAAAAGAAAGCCAAUAAAGAAAUAAUAAAGAAACCGAGAGAUUUAACGCUGAUAAUGAUUAAGGCAAAUCUGAUGCCAGCAUUAGUAGUAUAAAGAAAGAGAAUUAACUCAUUUAAAGUACGAUUGGAAAAAUGUAGAGAGUUCAAUUAGAAGGUAAGGAUUUAGUUCAAUUUAGAAAUCACUUUUUCAGAUGGAACUACAUAUAAAGGAGAAUGGAUGAACGGAUUAAAGGAUGGACAAGGUGUUCUUAAAUGGCCUUCAGGUAGUAUCUAUUCUGGCACUUUCCUUGAAGGCAAACUCAAUGGCAAAGGCAAAUUAAUAUUAGAUGACGAAGAUUAUUAUGAAGGUGAAUGGAAAGAUGAUAAAUGUAAUGGAUUUGGUAUUUAUGUUUGUAAAAAUGGGGCACGAUAUGAAGGAAAUGUAUCAUUAUUUGAAAUAUUAAUAAGUGGAAAAAUGAUAAGUAGCAUGGAAAGGGUAAAGAAGUAUGGUAAGAUGGAAAUUCAUAUGAGGGAUUCUAUUAUGAUGGUAGAAAACAUGGUUAAGGGAUUUUAAAAUUCUCUAAUGGCACUAUUUAUGAGGGAGAUUUUUCGAAUAAUGAAUUAGAAGGAUAAGGAACAAUGACUUGGGCAGAUAAAAGAGUAUAUAAAGGUUAAUGGAAAAAGUCUAAAAUGAAUGGUUAUGGAGUAUUAACCUUUCCAGACGGAAGGGUUUUCAAAGGAGUAAUUGUGAUAUAAUUUUAAUAGCAUUUUUAAGAUGAUAAAAAGAAUGGUGUUGGAGAAUUUACAUGGAAUGAUGGUAAGAAAAUGAUAUCUACUUGGAAUAAUGGUAAAUUUAUAUACAAAUUAGGCAAGUAAAAUGGUAUUGGUAUUUGUACAAAUGGUGAUCGCAAAAUAGGAUAUUGGGAAGAAGGAAAAAGAACUAAAUGGCUUGAUGAACAAGAAAAGAAAUUACAUUCUGAAUCCAUUUAAUAAUUAGAACUAGUAAAAUUUUUAUGA